UCACUGUAGUUGACCCUUGUUCAUUUUUUGGUGGAAGGCAAUAGUGCCGGCAAAGACUUGAAAUUCCAGGUGAAGCAAGAAGAACCGGUGGCUGAUGUGGCAGAAAAAACUGCAAAUGGUUCAACUGCUGAGGAAAUUAAUGGCAAGAAGAAGAACAAAAAGAGCAAGAAUGACACUUCAGUCAAUGAUAGUGAAAAAACACUUGAAGAUACAGCCAUGGCAGAAAAGUUAAAUGAAUCCCUUGAAAAUGGCUACGGGGAUGAAAGUGGUAGGGCAUCAAAGAAAUCCAAUGGUAAUAAAAUGCCUGAAUUGGCAGAGGAUCAAUCAACUAAGAAACUAAAAGAAAAGAAGAAGAAAAGCAAGUUGGCAAUCACAGUUGCUGGAUGCUGAUGCGGCUGAAGUGAAACAAGAAGCUAUAUCAUCUGAAAAUGCUGAGGCUACAGAAGAUGGGAUUGAUGAAUCUAAGAAGGUUUCCAAGAAAAGAAAAAGAAUGCUUCCUGAUGAAACGGAAAAUAAGUCUGGUGGGGAAGUAGCAAUUGAAGAAUCUAAAUCUAAAAAAUCAAAAUGUCUCAAAGAAAGCAAAGAUGUCCCUGAAGCCAAUGGCCAUGCUUUUGAAGGGAAUUUUAUGAAUGUUUCUGCUAACAGUAAUGAAAUAGGCAAAUCAAGUCAGAAAAAAUCUGCAAACAAACAACCUAAAAGUUCUGAGCCAACAACAGCAAAAGCAUUCCAAAGAGUGAAGAUUGAUGAGGUGGAAUUUGUUGAUGACAGACUUCAAGACAAUUCUUAUUGGGCAAAGGAUGGUGCGGAAACUGGUUAUGGUGCUAAAGCACAAGAAGUCCUGGGACAAGUCAAGGGAAGGGGCUUUCGUCAUGAGAAAACUAAGAGGAAGCGUGGUAGCUACAGAGGAGGACAAAUGGACCUGCAAUCACACUCGGUGAAGUUCAAUUAUUUUGAUGAAGAAUGAAACAUGCAUGUGAGGCUUUGAACUCAAUGUCCAUUUUUUAUGCCAUAAUUGGGAGGUCAGUUUUGGUAGGGUGGCCUUUUUAUCCCAUAACUGGGAAGUCAGUUUUGGUGUGGUCCUAUAUUACGAUUCAAUGUGUAAUGGCACCAUUCUUAGGCCAUCCGCAUCGUUUUCUCUUAUCCGUCUCUUAA
Salvia splendens (bonfire salvia) is the source of this 1152-nucleotide messenger RNA. RefSeq names its product nucleolar and coiled-body phosphoprotein 1. NCBI's taxonomy places the organism in Eukaryota, Viridiplantae, Streptophyta, Magnoliopsida, Lamiales, Lamiaceae. The record is from RefSeq and is a predicted model, not a curated record. The transcript is spliced from 6 exons. Gene Ontology annotation, cellular component: nucleolus. Bases 491 to 964 code for a protein of 157 amino acids.